Messenger RNA from Haliotis rubra (blacklip abalone), 3957 nucleotides. RefSeq names its product zinc finger protein 792-like. NCBI's taxonomy places the organism in Eukaryota, Metazoa, Mollusca, Gastropoda, Lepetellida, Haliotidae. Gene Ontology annotation, biological process: regulation of transcription by RNA polymerase II. Bases 102 to 3116 code for a protein of 1004 amino acids. Gene Ontology annotation, cellular component: nucleus. The record is from RefSeq and is a predicted model, not a curated record. The transcript has 4 exons. Gene Ontology annotation, molecular function: DNA-binding transcription factor activity, RNA polymerase II-specific; protein binding; RNA polymerase II transcription regulatory region sequence-specific DNA binding.
ACUUCCGUGUAUGGCGACGUCGACGAGGGAACAUUUCAAGGUGUCUGUCAUCCUUGAAUGAUUAGCCUGCUUGUGGAAACAACUAAGUGAGAAUCUGCACCAUGGAGGAUGGGCAGGUGUCCCAGCCUCACUCUGAUCAUGGCUACAGCUGUGGAGACCCUUCCUCAACUGCAUCCCCACAGAUCAAGAUGCCUUUUCUGGAGAAGCUGCUACAGCUGCGAGAAAAGCAGUUGUACUGUGACCUGGUGAUUGAAGUAAAAGCAGUCAAGUUUUACUGCCACCGGGCUGUAGUAGCUUCCUGGAGCCCCUAUAUACACAGCAUGCUCAACAUGAAGAACAUCGAGAGAGAGGUCAUCAAGAUCAAUUUCAACAAUGUCAAUGUCUUCGCUGCAGUGCUGGACUACAUGUACACUACUGCCCUUGACCUCCGAGAAGUAAAUUUGAUCCAAGUGUUGCAUUUGGCAACCAGUUUCCAGGUCCAGCCACUGCGGGAUAUGUGCGAGGGAUCACUGCGCUGCAACCUUCAUGUUGGCAAUAUCAUCAGUACGUUCCAAUUGGCACGCAAGUUCCAGCUCUCUGGCUUGGAGGACUACUCUCUGACCUAUCUUCAGAUGCAUCUACCUGAAGCCGUUAAACAGAAUGAUUUCCUUAAUCUAAGUGCUGUGCGCUUCAACACUUUCUUGUCAAGUGGGUAUGUGAUAAACUUGAAGCCAGAGGUGAAACUGUUCCUCAUUAUCAGCUGGCUUGGCUAUGAUGUGAAAGAGAGGGAACAGUAUUUUGUGGUGCUACUUGGUCACAUAGAUUGGUCCACUGUAGCAAAUGACUUCCUAAUGGAGAUAAGUCAAACUGAGAACUUCUUCACCACCAACGAGUCCAGUUUGUACCUCCUUCUUCAGACACUCCACAGCUCUGGGAUAUCGUUGGGACCAUACACCAAUGCCUUCAGUGACCUCCGUAGCAAGUACUCCUACCUCCUGUCCCAAGUUGUACAGAGCAGUAUUUGGAAGACAGCACCUGAAGUGUUCUCUCCGGUGACUGUGUGUCUGGUACCCCAGCAGCAGGGGGCACGGCCAAAACCUGUCAAUGCAGGCCUCUCAAAUGUGGCUGUGCAGACAGAUAAUGACUCUGGUCCUAAGCUGCAGCAGCAGGUGAAUAGUCAAAUGCUUUAUGUCACAGAUAUGUCAGAGGAGGACAGGCACUUGGUGCUGAAGUCAGAGGAAGGAUCUGUACCUGAAGCUAUUCAGCAGACAUCGGCUUUGACAAGAUCAAGCAGUGAUUUACCGAAACGGAAAUCCAGUGGGCGUAAGAGUUCCAAACCAAAGAAAAUUCCAAGGACGAAAAAAAGACUGACCAAAGGUUUGAAGAGAUCUAGGAGACGAAAAGCAUCCUUGAGAGGGCUUGAAGAAGAACCUGAUACUGUGACAAGGAGAGAAUCUACCAGGGUUCCUAAACCUGUUGUGUAUGAUGAGUUUGAUAAUGGUGAUGAAGUUAAUGAUGAUGAGGACAAUACAGUGGAAGAGCCAGAAGAAUUGCUGGGAGAUGAUGAAAAUGAUCCUGACUUCACUGCAAGAGGAAAACAAGAUGGGGCUUUGUCUCCCAGUCGUGAAUGUGAUGGGGAAAAUGAAGAAGAGUCCAACUUCCACAAAUUAGCUCAGGCACUACAUCUGCAGCAACAAGAUGAUGAAGAAGAGGAGGAGGAAGAAGAUGAGGAAGAGGAGAAUCAUGGAUAUUCGGGUCAGCAAAGGAAGCGAAAACGAGGACGUCCAAAGAAGGGCACAGAACCUAUUAAACCAAAAUGUGAAAAGUGUUCUUAUAUUGGCAAAAAUGAACAAGCACUAAGAAAUCAUAUGAGAAGGAUUCAUGAGGAAGGUUUAGCAUUUAAGUGUGCAAUGUGCCCUUUUGAGUGUCAGUGGAGCAAGGAAUACUAUACCCACUGUAAGGAACAUUAUGGGGAACCGCCCUACCAUUGUGACUUUGAAGAUUGUAAUCAGAUAUUUGAUAAGAUCCAUCUGCUGUUGAAUCACAAGGACAGGCACACCGAUGAAAGGAGAUGGGCAUGUGAUCAAUGCCCUGCUCGGUUUCGGGCAAGGAACAAUCUUACCUCACACAAGCGAUCUCACACAGGUGAGAAGCCAUUUGAGUGUAACAUCUGUCAUCGAAGCUUCGCCACAAAGAAUACAAUGAACCAGCAUAAAGUGACACACAGCGAUGACCGCCCAUACUUGUGUGACACGUGUGGCUUUGCUACGAAGUACCAGUCUCACCUCAUAGCACAUCGGCGGAUACACUCAGGUGAUGUUUACCACUGUCACUUCCCCCAGUGUACCUAUGUUACCCCCAAAAGAAGUCAGCUGAAAGCACACAUGCGUUCACAUCUCGGCAUUAGGCGACAUGUCUGUCCGACUUGCGGCAAGGCAUUCGUGGAAAAAAGUCAUCUAGUAAGACAUGAGAGAAUCCACCUUGACCAAAAGCCAUUCAAGUGUAAUGAAUGUGACUAUAAUUCUGCCAGGAUUGACAAACUGAAAGAUCAUAUUCUCCGACACCAUGGGUCAAACAGCCCAGAAAAGUCCAAGUACCCAACUGUGCGGCGACCUCGUAAACCAAAAUCCAGUGCCUGGCCUGUGAACGUUGUGCCUCUUCCUCAUCCCCCACUUGCAGACCAAACAGAGGAUCCUGCAAACCCCAUGAAACAGAAUCCUCAGCCCCUUGUGUUGUCAGAACAUGGUUAUGUGAGAAUGACUGCUCCAACUGAAGAUGGUUCCCAAGUCCAACAUGGACGACAUCCGGGUCCAGUGCUGGACAUUCCACCAGGUCUGAGUAGUCAGCAGCAAAGUAUGACAGCACAUGUCCACCAGCAGGCAGCCAUGUUACACCCACCUCCCCCCUCCAAGUGGCCAGCACCCCCCAGCUAUAUCCUCUCAGUCUCCGGCCCCACCUCACAUGCAGGUUCUUCCCACUAUAGAAUCUGUGUCAGGUGCACCAAUGACAUCCUAUGUUGUACCAAGCACCUCCUCUGUACUUGUCUCAUCACAUCAGCAUCAGCAGCACCCUCAUCAACAUCAACAACACCAGCAUCAACAACAACAUCAGCAGCAGCAGCAACAACAACAACCUGACUAUGGAGGUCUAGGAGCUUUCAUGGCUCUCUUCUGAUCAUGAUGUUCAUGGGACUUUCUUCCAGCUACAGGACACAAGACAGGAGAUUGUCUAGAGCUUCCUCAAGCUGUUGUUCAUACAUUGUUAGGGUUAGGGUGGCAGGUAUCUUUUCUUGUUGACAAUGGUUACCAUGUUUAUUAUGCCUUGGCCCACCAUGACUGAUGAGCAUUUGAAUGGAAUGGGGUUUUUUUUUUACAUGAAAUUACUGAAAGGGCAAGGGUAUUGAGAUGCAAUUUGUUACAUUGGGUUGUUUUUUUCCAAAACAUUAUUCAUGUACCUUUAUAUGUUUUUAACUUCAUGUUAUCUGGGACCAGCAUUCAGUUGAUAGGUGUAGAUCAUGAUUAUUACAGAUGAGGUACUGGCAAUGCUAGAUCAUACCUUCCUUAUGCAAAGUUCAUACCACAUGCAUACACCUAUAUUUGCUUCUUUUACAUAUGUAGACAAGCAAACAGACCAAUAUUACUUUGAGCAGAGAAAAGGAGGAAACAGUUUUUGAUCAUAUUCAUACUGUUGUUAGCUGAUGGAUGUUAUAGCGCAAACAUAUCAUGUUAAAUGAACUAAUAUCUGUGAAGUACAUUAGAUAAAAUAUUACUGUUAUUAUUACUGUCCUGAGGAGAAUCAAGCUUCCAGUUAUCAUCUAUCACUUCAAAUGACACCGGACUGAAAUACUGUCCCAGUUUUUCUCUGCUGUCAACAAUCAUAAGAACCAUUCCACAACUGGAUAUAUAGUUCAUCCUUUUAAAUGUUGACAACUUGAUCAUUCUGCAAAGUGGUUCAGGAAACGGAGGAUUAAUCUCUGUG